Aphidius gifuensis is the source of this 3245-nucleotide messenger RNA. RefSeq lists its product as uncharacterized. Bases 141 to 3245 code for a protein of 1034 amino acids. The transcript is spliced from 10 exons. Gene Ontology annotation, molecular function: UDP-glycosyltransferase activity. Lineage: Eukaryota; Metazoa; Arthropoda; Insecta; Hymenoptera; Braconidae. The record is from RefSeq and is a predicted model, not a curated record.
AUAUGAAACACUGCACUGGUAAUACGUUUAUAUUUCUAGAUCAUUAAUCUGGUGCAGUACAUCAUUAACUGGUUCGUGUUUUAUGUGUUGUGUAAUAUUUUUUAAGUAGUAAAAUAUUGUCUAUAUUGAAACAAGUUAAAAUGAAAAUAUUAGUUAAUAUUGUAGUGUUAUUUUUUAUAAUAAUUAAAAUUGAUAAUUGUAUUGGAUAUAGAAUCCUCGCAUUAUUUCCAUUAAAUGUAAAAAGUCAUUUUAAAAUGUAUGAAAGAUUAAUGAAAGGUCUUGUUGAACGUGGACAUCAAGUAGAUGUUAUUAGUAGUUUACCACUCGAUACACCAAUCAAAAAUUAUACAGAUAUUGUAUUAGAUCCAAUAGCUUCCGAUCAUACUGAUGAAUUUACUUAUGAUCUUCUUCCAUUGUAUAAUGGUUUAAGUCAGUUUGAAAUAAUUGCAACUAAGGCUGGAAACGACAUUUGUGAUGGGAUUUUAAGAAAUUCUAAAGUUCAAGAUAUUAUUAAUAAUCCACCAACAAAUCCACCAUAUGAUUUAAUCAUCAUGGAACUAGCUGCUGGUAAUUGUUUUAUUGCAUUUGGACAUAAAUUAAAUAUACCAGUAGUUGCAGCAAGCUCAUCAUUUUGGCCAUUUACAUCAAACAUGUUUGGAAAUCCUGAGAAUUUAGCUGUAACAGCAAAUCUAUUUACUCAUAAUUUUGAUAGAAUGAAAUUUUUUGAUAGAAUGUAUAAUGUUAUUUUUACAUUUUAUACAAAUUAUAUAUUUAAUAAACUAAGAGCACCACAAGACGGCAUGAUUAAAAAAAAAUUUGGUCCAAGUACACCUAGUCUGAUAGAAUUGGAAAAACAAUUUGAUUUACUUCUCCUUAAUACACAUCCAUCGUUGGAGGAUCCAAUACCAAGAGUACCAGGAUUGAUUGAAGUUGGUGGUCUGCAUGCUCUGGAUGAUGAUAGCCCUGAAUUAUCAAUGGCUGAUAAAAAAUGGCUUGAUGAGAGCACUGAUGGAUUUAUUUAUUUUACGUUUGGAUCAAUUGCCGUAACAGAAUCAUUUCCUUUGUCAACAAUUCAAGCUUUUUACAAAUCAUUUGCAAAACUUGCACCAUUGAGAAUACUUAUGAGAGUUAAACGACCAGAAAGACUUCCACCAGGACUUCCAGAGAACAUCAAAAUUUUUACAUGGAUAUCACAACCCAAAGUGCUCAAGCAUAAAAAUAUUCGUGCAUUUAUAACACAUGGUGGAUUAAUGGGAACUCAAGAAGCAGUUGCUCAUGGAGUACCAAUGAUUGGUGUACCUCUUUUCUGUGAUCAAUUUACCAAUGUUGAUCUAUAUGUACGAAAAAAUAUUGCGAUUCGGCUGGAACACAAAGAAAUAACUGAAAAAAAAUUAGAUUUUGCGUUGAAAGAAAUACUUGAAAAUCCAAUGUACAGAAACAAUGCAAAAAAAUUGGCUAUCAAAUUUCGAGAUCGUCCAUCAAGUCCUCUUGAUACAGCAUGCUACUGGAUUGAAUACAUUGGUAGACAUGGUAAAAAUUCACUGAGAUCACCCACUCUAGACUUGGCCUGGUGGCAAGUUCAACUACUCGAUGUCUAUGCCGCAAUUUCACUUGCUAUUACAAUUAUUAUAAUAAUCUCAGUAAUAUUAGGAAAAUACAUAAUUAAAAAAUUCUAUUUUUACAUUCCAGCAUCGGGCGAGAAAAAAAAUUUUGAAUUUGAUAAUUGUUUUGGAUAUAGAAUUCUUGGAUUAUUUCCAUUAAAUGGAAAAAGUCAUUUUAAAAUGCCUGAAAGUCUAAUGAAAGGUCUUGCAAAACGUGGUCAUCAAGUUGAUAUAAUAAGUUUUUUUCCACUUGAUAUACUAAUGCAAAAUUAUACAGAUAUUACUAUUGAGCCACUUGUUAACGAGUAUGUUGAUGAUUUUAAUUAUGAUAUUUUUCCUACAUACAAAGAUAUAAUGCAAUUUAAAAUGUAUGCAACUGUGUUUGGUAAUGAUGUUUGUGAGGGACUUCUUAAAAAUUCUAAAGUUCAAAAUAUAAUUAAUAAUCCACCAACAAAUCCACCUUAUGAUUUACUCAUCAUGGAAUUGUAUGCUGCUAAUUGUUUUAUGGCAUUUGGACAUAAAUUAAACAUUCCAGUAAUUGGUGUAAGUCCAGCCUUCUUUCCUUGGACAUCAGCUAUCAUUGGAAAUCCUGAAAAUUUAGCAAUAACAUCAAAUAUUUUUCUCAGUACCACUUUUGAUAGAAUGAAAUUUGUUGAUAGAAUGUACAAUGUUAUUUUUACAUUUUAUACAAAUUAUAUAUUCAAUAAACUGAGAGCACCACAAGACAAAAUGAUUAGAAAAACGUUUGGUCCAAGUACACCUAGUUUAAUGGAAUUGGAAAAAACGUUUGAUUUAUUUCUCGUAAAUACACAUCCAUCAUUGAAUGAUCCAAUACCAAGAGUACCAGGAUUAAUUGAAGUUGGUGGUUUACAUGCUCUAGAUGAUGAUAGUGCUGAAUUAUCAGUGGCUGAUAAAAAAUGGCUUGAUGAGAGCACUGAUGGAUUUAUUUAUUUUACGUUUGGAUCAUUUGCCGUUACAGAAUCAUUUCCUUUGUCAACAAUUCAGGCAUUUUACAAAUCAUUUGCAAAACUUGUACCAAAAAGAAUACUUAUGAGAGUUAAACGACCCGAAAGACUUCCACCAGGUCUUCCGAGCAAUGUUAAAACUUUUACUUGGAUAUCACAAGCUAAAGUACUCAAGCAUAAAAAUAUACGAGCAUUUAUAACACAUGGUGGAUUAAUGGGAACUCAAGAAGCAGUUGCUCAUGGAGUACCAAUGAUUGGUGUUCCACUUUUUACCGAUCAAUUUACAAACAUCGAUCUGUAUGUAAGAAAAAAUAUUGCCAUUCGCUUAGAACACAAAGAAAUAUCUGAAAAAAAAUUAGAUUUUGCUUUGAAAGAAAUUCUUGAAAAUCCCACGUACAGAAUUAAUGCAAAAAAACUGGCCAUCAAAUUUCGAGAUCGUUCAUCAAGUCCACUUGAUACAGCAUGCUAUUGGAUUGACUACAUUGGUAGACAUGGUAAAAAUGCACUAAGAUCACGGACUUUGGAUAUGGCCUGGUGGCAAGUUCAACUUCUCGAUGUCUAUGCUGCCAUUAUAUUCAUCAUCACAAUGAUCAUUACAAUAUUAGUAAUUUUAAUAAAACACCUAGUUAAAAAAUUCCAUUUCCAUACUUCAAUAUCAGAUGAAAAAAAAAAUAGCUAG